AAAGGACAAAGGACAAAGUUAAAGACGGCGUGGCCGUACCAUGCUCUGCCCGACAGUGGGGACAAGGAGGAAGAAGGAGAAGAACCGCGCAAGUGCCACCUCAGGGCUAGGGCAGAGGGCCACGCGCGUUAGAGCGCUAUGAGGCCGAGCUGAGCCUUCCACCGUACUAAUUUUCCCCAUAGUGUUCACAACAACUCUGCGCGGUGUUUUACAACGCGAACCAUGUCCUCUUCCGAAACAGCCAGCGGUAGCGAUGCGGAGGAGCCUGGGGAGAGUGUAGAGUACAGCGAGCCCAAGAGCGAUGCCACUAUGUAUUUCAUCUUCGGCGCUAUCGCCCUCGUGGCUAUCGUGGCCAUCAUACUCAUCGUCAUCUGGCUCCUCGGCAAGAGCUCUACCACGGAAGAGAUGUUGACCGGGGCGAUGAACGUAACAGAUGCGGGAAAUGAGAGCACUGCCGCAUCUGUGAGCCCGCCCUUGACGCCUUCUACCUCCCCGGGCCAUCAUAGCAAACCUGGCCACAAUGUCACGUCAAGCGGUGACAUGGUAUCCACAAUGGCGCAUUCGGCAAAAGUCACAGCCUCCGAAACUAAAUCGAUGUCUGGGUCGACUCAUUUGAAGGCCGAGUCGGCUCAUUCGAUGACCGAGUCGAGUGUUUCGAUGUCCAUGUCGAGUGCUUUGACGUCCAUGUCGAGUGCUUUGAGCUCCAUGUCGAGUGCUUCGAUGUCCCAGUCCAGCGCUUCGUCGCAGUCGUCAUCACAAAAGAAAGGGGGAAGGGCGGGACCUUACGAAUCAGAUGAGAUGUCUACUGACGCCCUGAAUCCUGAAAAUGGGACUUCUUCGGAAACAGAGGGCACAAAAAUUUCUACUGAGCCAAUACCAAACACUGGCGCCACUGAAGGUGCGCCAAAUCUAGUUUCUGACUCCACCGCUACUCCCAAUGCCCCACGUCCAGAUGGAGCGGCGACUGGAGAGCCCCUGGCCGUCAACGCAAAUGAAGGGGAAGAGACAAAGAAACGAGCCAUGGUGGACGCUGGGGGAAAUAAUGCAGCCAACCGAACCGGAGACGACGUCACAACGCACGAUAUGGGAGACGUCGCGAAUGCCUCGAGAUCUGUCGCGGACAGCGACUACCAGCAGGGACCAGACCCGAAGCGGAUGGUGGCUGUACCGUUAGAUAACAUUGCAUGAACCUUGAGAAUGAUGCCGCAUCACAGAGACAUCUUAUUAAAAUAAAUUCAUCCUAUUUGUCCAUGAA
Messenger RNA from Ornithodoros turicata, 1255 nucleotides. Its product is annotated as serine-rich adhesin for platelets-like. Bases 223 to 1188 code for a protein of 321 amino acids. The transcript is spliced from 9 exons. Lineage: Eukaryota; Metazoa; Arthropoda; Arachnida; Ixodida; Argasidae. The record is from RefSeq and is a predicted model, not a curated record.